Pelagomonas calceolata is the source of this 1159-nucleotide messenger RNA. Lineage: Eukaryota; Pelagophyceae; Pelagomonadales; Pelagomonadaceae. The record is from the annotation of a GenBank genome assembly.
CAUUGCAUGAUGUCAAACGCUGUCAAACGCAGCCUGCACGCCAUGAAAACGAUGCAACGUGUGCCGUAAAAAAGGGCUACCCAUGGAGGGCAGCCUCCCACGCCCCGCGCGAAGCAGGCCCUUGGAGCAGCCCACAGCACCACCAGCAAGGCGCCGCGACGACGCGAGGCGCCUCCCGCUCGUGCUCUCCCUUCUAGCCGCUCUGGCUAUUACCUUCGUGCUCACAGAAAACAGAAGAAUAGAAAGGAGCCACUUCGAAGAGAGGACGCGCCGCGGCACUGACGACCUCCGGGAAAGGCGCAUCCCGCCCGUCAUCUGGCAGACCUGGCGCAGUCGGCCCGACCCGGCGACGCCGCUGGGACGCCAGGUGCGAUUACUGAAAGCAAGGAACCCGUCUCAUCAGUACCAUUUCGUCGACGACCAAGCGCAAGCCGCCUUCAUGCGCACGAAUUUCACUGGAGAAGUGGCGGAGGCCUACUUCUCGAUAGAUCCGGAGAACGGGGCCGCGCGCGCGGAUUUAUGGAGGUACUGUGUCUUGUGGAAGUUCGGGGGAUGGUACGUGGAUUUGGACGUUGGCUGUAGGACACCUCUCCAGGACUUACAUUCGGCAAAGGACGAGCUGGCCUUCGCCUACGAGCGUUCCGCACUGCCGAAGGCCGUGCCUCGGUCACUGGGAUGUGUGGCACCACACGCGUUCGACGCGAACGUGUCGCGACUACUUAUGUCAAAAAGCUUCUUCCGCCGGCGUUGUAUAGCGCAGAACAUUUUGGGGGCGGCGCCGGGGUCUUUACCUUUGAAAGCGGCCAUCGACCGCGUCGUAUCGUCGUUGCGAGAAAUGAAAAGUGCCCGAGAGGCCUCCUGUCUGCAAGAAUAUACGCCCUCGAAGCGUGACCUCGCCAAGAAUCAUAGUUGGACGUGGUUACGGACCAUCUGGCUGACCGGUCCUUUCGCUUUGACGGUCGCGCUGCGCGACUACGUCGCGCGGCACCCCUCCUCAUCUUUGAUGAUGGGCACCUUCGACGCCCACGGGACGGGCUGCCUCUCGUCCAAGCGAGUGAACGCGGCGAUGGCGUCGGAGCGGCCGAAAUACGGCAGCCUGGGGCGCGACCGGCCCUUCGUCGUUUCGUCGUCCUAGUUGUGUGGUAAGACCUGUGUCGUG